AGCUUUCAUCGGGUCCUAAAUAGCAUACCUUAAGGACCCAUUUCAUGGAUUCCUUCCUACUUGCAGCACAACUUCCAUUACACACUCUCUUUUCCUCUUUCUCUCUCUAACAAUCCAUAGUGAUAUUGGAUUUACCUUUUUACGUGUUCUAAUGGGCUCUGCUGCAAACUGCUCGAUUCAUUUUGGUAAUGUGGUAAUGGAUUGCUGUUCUUGAUGAAUACCACUUCCCCCAUCAUGGAUUCUUGCUCUUUUGAAGGUAAUCAAUCAAUAUCUCAAUCAAUCAAUCCAAUUUUCCUACUUGAUUUAACUUUUUCCUUUGUGGGGUUUUCGAUUCUUUAACUUAUUUUAUCUGGGGUUUGAUUGUUCUUCAACAUAUUUGCUUGUCAUGUUAAUAAAGAUUUGGUUUCUUUUGUCAUCCACCCACAAAAAAAGAUGGAUUUUUGUUGAAGAAGUUUCACCUUUUUAAUCGGAUCUAGCUCUGAUAGAGAGUAAUAAUACUGCAUGUUUGUUUUGUAUGACCUCGUGAUUCACAUCAUCUGUGCCAGCUAAUCCUUCACAGAAAUUAUUGGUCCUAUCUGUUUAUCUUGACUCCCUCUGUCUCUCCCCCUUUCUGUACGGAUCAGUUUUUAUUUCCCACCAACAGAUUCAAGAUCAUAAUGAAUCUUGAAUUACCAAGGGUUUGUUCUUGAUCCAUCAAAGUGCAGUAAAUUGAGUAUGGAGGAAAAGAGAGAACUUGUGUAUGAAGUUGCAGAAUGGUCUCAUGGUGCACCGGAACUGCUACAGUCGUGGAGCCGCCAAGAGAUUCUGCAAAUCCUCUGUGCGGAAAUGGGGAAAGAAAGAAAGUAUACGGGGUUAACAAAGCUGAAAAUUAUCGAACACCUGUUGAAAAUAGUAUCUGAAAAGAGAUCACACGUUGACGAGAAUGAUGAUGAUAUUAUGAUGAAUCUUGAAUCAUCAGCAAGUGGUCAUCAAAGGGCUGCAAAACGAAACAGGAAAUCUGAUCAGCCUAAUCGUCUAAAUGUUGCAUCGAUGGAUGAUUCUUUAAUUAAUGUUAUUGAUGUUGAUUUGGCUGAAAAUGAUGUCAAAUUCUGCAAGAAUUCGGCUUGUAGAGCUAAGUUAAGUCAAGAUGGGGCAUUUUGCAAGAGGUGUUCUUGUUGCAUUUGUCAUCAAUAUGACGAUAAUAAGGAUCCGAGUUUGUGGUUGAUUUGCAGCUCGGAUCCUCCAUUUCAGGGAACUUCUUGCGGGAUGUCGUGCCAUCUUGAAUGUGCCUUACGACAUGAAAAAUCUGGCAUUCUGAAAGAUAGGGAGAAUAGAGGACUUGAUGGGAGCUUCCUUUGUGUAUCUUGUGGUAAAGUGAAUGAUUUGCUUGGAUGUUGGAGAAAACAAAUGACAAUAGCAAGGGACACUAGGCGGGUUGACAUCUUGUGUUAUCGUGUUUCCUUAAGCCAAAAGCUUUUGAAAGGCACCCUACGGUACCAAAAGCUCCAUGAAAUUGUAAACGAGACCAUGGAGAAACUUGAAGCAGAUGUGGGCCCGUUGACCGGUUUGCCGGUCAAGCGGGCCAGAGGAAUAGUCAACAGGCUCUCUUCAGGGCAAGAGAUUCAAAGACUAUGUGGUUUUGCAGUUGAAUCCCUAGAUUCAGUUCUAUCCAACACAAGCUUUAGUGAUCCCAGCAUCCUGACACCAGUUGUCAGGUUCGAAAACGUCUGCCCCACAUCGAUUUCCGUGAUUUUGGGCUCUGGAGAUCGAUCUUUCAUCGAUAAUGUGAAGGUGCAUAGAUACAUAAUGUGGCAUCGCAAAACCGAAGACACAGAUUAUCCUGCAAAACCAACCUGCACAUUGUUUGCACCAAAUAGCACCAAGUUCUUACUCUCAGGUUUAAUUCCUGCAACUCGAUACGUUCUAAAAGUUGUUCACUUUGAAAGCACCCGCGAGUUGGGUAGCAGCGAAACCCAGUUUCAAACGACCGACAAUGAGAAAAUACCGACAAAUCAAAGCCCAGCAACCAAUUCUAGCAGCCUUUCUAAUCCCUCUUCCGUUGAAGAUGAAAACAACAACAUUCUUGCUUACAAAAACACGAACGGGAACCAGAAAGACAAAGCUGCCAUAAGCUCCGCUGAUUUAGAGAAAGUUGCCAUAACUUCUGAUACUGUAAACAUCAUCAAGAACUGUUCACGAAAUGAAGAAGACAACGGAACUAAAAAUGGCAAAGAUUUUGGUCCUUUGGCCCCUACUAUUGCAGCUAAAUUACCCAUUACUCCCUGCAAGACUGAAAGCAUAAAAGAUGCAAUCUUGGCAAGAAAAACCCGACCAAAAUCAUCACAGAAGAAUCUUGAUAACGGGUCUGAAGAAGAACCAGAUGAGCAGCAGCAGCAGCAACAGCAACAGCAAGAUGGUAGUUCAUCAAAAAAGAGAAGUGAAGAAGAAACAGAUGAUCGGGAUUUUGGGUAUUACGUGAAGGUGAUCAGAUGGUUAGAAUGCGAAGGGCAUAUAGAUACGGGUUUUAGGAAGAAAUUCCUGACUUGGUACAGCUUACGAGCGAGUCUACAGGAGGUUCGAAUCGUAAAGGUGUUUGUGGAUACAUUAAUGGAGGAUCCAGCUUCACUUGCGGGGCAACUUGUGGAUACUUUCUCUGAUGUGAUUACAAGCAAGAGAUGUUCUUCUGCACCAGGGCUUUGCCUCAAGCUUUUCCAUUGAAAUCAAUAAGGUUAGAAAAUUCUAAUCUGUGAAUCAUUUAUUAUAACUAUUUUACAUUCUUGAUUUAGACUCUAAUCAUUCAAAGUUAUAUCAUUAUUACUGGCUAAUCUUUAUUGAUGUGAGACUGUAAAUAUAUCUAA
This is a messenger RNA of Cynara cardunculus var. scolymus (artichoke), 2837 nucleotides long. Its product is annotated as VIN3-like protein 2. The record is from RefSeq and is a predicted model, not a curated record. Lineage: Eukaryota; Viridiplantae; Streptophyta; Magnoliopsida; Asterales; Asteraceae. The transcript has 4 exons. Gene Ontology annotation, biological process: epigenetic regulation of gene expression; vernalization response. Bases 715 to 2697 code for a protein of 660 amino acids. Gene Ontology annotation, molecular function: protein binding.